AUGGCAUCGGACCUCGACCAGCUCAUUGAAAUGGGCUUCGACAAAGAGCGCGCCCAGCUCGCAGUGACGAAGACUGGCGGCUUACAAGGCGCACUACAGUGGCUUGAAGAUAACCAAGACAAGUCGUUGGAGGAGAUCCAGGCACAAUCUCAACCGGUAGACGACGAGGAAAGCCCCGCACUUCAACCAGGCGAACAACCACGCAGCUUGGUAUGCAAUGAUUGUGGCAAGAAGUUCCGAGGCCAGUCACAGGCCGAGUUUCACGCAUCGAAGUCUGGACACGUGGACUUCGCAGAGUCCACAGAGGAGAUUGCUCCGUUGACCGAUGAGCAGAAGAAGGAAAGACUGGCAGAGCUGCGGGAGAAGCUUGCGGCGAAGCGUGCAGGGCUAUCAGAACAAGAUAAGAUCGACAAGAAGAGGAAUGAACCCAGAAAAGAGAAGGAGAAGCAAGAUGAGAUCGAGGCGAAGAAGCGCAUUAAGGCGAAGAUCGAGGCCGACAAAGAGGAACGCCGAUUGAAAGCAGAGCAGCAGCGAGCGGAGCGUGCUGGUUUGGCUCCUCCUCAACCUGUCACUGCUCCAGUCCCCACCUCAUCUGGUCCCACCACUUCCAAGCCUGCUUCCGCUUAUACCGAGACACGUUUGCGAUUCCAGUCAGCUCAGGGUAACAUCAUGAAGACGCUGCCCGUUGAAACCACGUUGUUUGAGGUUGCCGCUGCUUUGAGGUCACAGGAUGGGAUCGAAGUUGAGAGCUUCAUGCAGAAUUUCCCCAGAAAGGUGUUCAACAGUGAGUUCUUUGGGGAGACUUUGAAGGAACUGGGACUUGUGCCCAGCGCCAGUCUCGUCAUUCAAUGA
Messenger RNA from Penicillium paradoxum, 852 nucleotides. RefSeq names its product Ubiquitin-associated/translation elongation factor EF1B N-terminal eukaryote. Gene Ontology annotation, molecular function: protein binding. The transcript has 3 exons. The coding region runs from base 1 to 852 and encodes 283 amino acids. The record is from RefSeq and is a predicted model, not a curated record. Lineage: Eukaryota; Fungi; Ascomycota; Eurotiomycetes; Eurotiales; Aspergillaceae.